AUGUCAGAAGUCGACGUCCUCAUCGUUGGGGCAGGUCCUACAGGCCUAACGUUAGCCAUUGAGUUAGCCGCGAGAAACGUCAGUUUCCGGAUCGUGGAAUCAAGGGUGGAGGUAUCGGAUAAAUCAAGAGCGCUCGUGGUGCAGCCUCGGACACAGGAGUUACUCUAUCGCUAUGGAGACGUCCAGGAACUCAUUUCACGGGCACGGCAACCGACCGGCAUAGCGACGUGGAUCAACCAGAAACCCGUCCUUGACAUCACCUUCGGCAGCUCCGAUGGAAUUGCGCGCGAGUACGGAACAGACUUUCCUCGCCCCUUGUUGGCGUCACAAGCUGAGACGGAGCGCUUCUUGAGCAAACGCCUGGAGGAGGUUUCUGAGGUCUUCCCUGAACGUGGAAUUACGGCACAAUCAAUUACCCAGGAUGAGACCGGAGUUUCGGUGGCACUCAAGAAGGGAUCGCAAGUCGGACGUCUCCGUUGCAAAUAUGUCGUCGGCGCAGACGGAUCAAACAGCACCGUUCGGGAAGCUGGCAAAAGGUUUCAGUUCAAGGGCGCAGAGUAUCCGCAGGAGUUCCUCCUAUGCGACUGUCGCGUCAAGUGGAAGCAACCUCAAGCAGGGAAAGCGAUGUUCAUGCUGGGUCAGGGCUCACUUAUUGUCAUCCCGCUUGAUGACGAUGUUAUUCGUCUUGCCGGGAGCAGCUGGCUGGGAAAGACGGAAAGAGACCCGACACUCCAGGACUUUCAAGACCAGCUCGACAAGAUGGCACCAGACCAAGGAGAGCUCUUCGAACCGAUCUGGCUGAGCAAGUUCCAUCUGUCCAAUCGCGGCGUCAACAGUUACCGGGAUGGACGUUUGUUCUUGGCAGGUGAUUCAGCUCACGUUCAUAGCCCUGCUGGUGGUCAGGGCAUGAAUACUGGCAUACAAGACUCGAUUAACCUGGGCUGGAAAUUGGCGGAAGUCCUGAAACGCAGAAGGGACCCUGACUUUCUCGAUACGUAUAAUAACGAGAGGUCACCAGUCGGAAAGACAGUUCUCGCUAGGACCGACCGCAUAUUCACAGUCAUGACAUCACAGAAUUUUGUUGCCACCUUCCUGCGCAACUAUCUAGGGCCGAUUAUUCAACCUCUCAUAUUCAAAGACUCUGAUCGAUGGAAGAUGGCUUACAGAUUCUCAUCGCAACUCCAAAUCCGCUAUAGAAAGAGCGACAUCGUAGCUACUGGCAGCAGCUUCACCGGUCCAGUGCGCGGAGGGGACAGAGCGCCGAACGGUACCUUGAUAGGCCCGGACGGGCAGGGGAAGCUGCAUGAUAUCUUCCGUUCUUUGGACUAUCAGCUCCUCUUAUUUACUGGAUUGGGUGAGAAUUCCGCAUCCGAGAAAGAUCUGAAUGCUUCCGCUGCUGAUUGCGGACCUAUUGAUUUCCACAUCAUCUCCAGUCAAGAAGAUCUGGGAUAUUUUGACGAAGACGGGAGCUUGCAUAAGUUGUAUGGGUUUGACAGCCCCGGAUACGUCUACGUUCGUCCAGACGCCUAUGUGGAACACAUUGGGCUACUUGAUAGAAUUGGCGAGCUUGAAACAUGGAUGAAGGAUAAGCAGGCCGAUGUUUAG
This is a messenger RNA of Colletotrichum abscissum, 1605 nucleotides long. Its product is annotated as FAD binding domain-containing protein. Gene Ontology annotation, molecular function: oxidoreductase activity; FAD binding. The record is from RefSeq and is a predicted model, not a curated record. Lineage: Eukaryota; Fungi; Ascomycota; Sordariomycetes; Glomerellales; Glomerellaceae. The transcript has a single exon. Bases 1 to 1605 code for a protein of 534 amino acids.